This is a messenger RNA of Selaginella moellendorffii, 468 nucleotides long. RefSeq names its product auxin-responsive protein SAUR71. The transcript has a single exon. Bases 1 to 468 code for a protein of 155 amino acids. NCBI's taxonomy places the organism in Eukaryota, Viridiplantae, Streptophyta, Lycopodiopsida, Selaginellales, Selaginellaceae. Gene Ontology annotation, biological process: response to auxin. The record is from RefSeq and is a predicted model, not a curated record.
AUGGCUGGGAGCGCGAGCAGCAAGGUGAAGAGAAUCGUGGAUAAGUGGCAGAAGAAGCUCAAGCGAUCGGGGCGAUCGUAUGCUUCAUUGGAGUCGGCGUCGCCGCUAUCAACUUGCGCGAGCGAUCUGGAGGAGUUUGAUCACAAGCAGCAGCCGCAGCGAGCAUCCAAGAUCAUCGCAAAAGAGGAGGCAAGAGCUCCAGAAGACGCGUUCGUGGUUUACGUGGGCAAGGAAGCGAGACGAUACGUGGUGGAAGCGCGCCACUUGAAGCAUCCACUGUUUAAAUCCUUCGUCCAAAAAUCCGCGGCGAGCAAUCUCGAGGAGGAGGAGGAGGAGGACGCGCUGGUGAGAAUCUCUUGCGAGGUUGUCAUGUUUGAGCAUCUCCUGUGGACGCUGGAGAACUAUGAUCCAGCCGAGCUCCACGGAGAAGCUCUCAAUGAGCUCCUCGAUAUGUAUGCUACGAGCUAA